Messenger RNA from Candida tropicalis MYA-3404, 1080 nucleotides. Its product is annotated as cytochrome c peroxidase, mitochondrial precursor. Gene Ontology annotation, biological process: cellular response to oxidative stress; response to reactive oxygen species; hydrogen peroxide catabolic process. The transcript has a single exon. The record is from RefSeq and is a predicted model, not a curated record. The coding region runs from base 1 to 1080 and encodes 359 amino acids. Gene Ontology annotation, molecular function: peroxidase activity; heme binding. NCBI's taxonomy places the organism in Eukaryota, Fungi, Ascomycota, Pichiomycetes, Serinales, Debaryomycetaceae.
AUGGCUUCAAUUGCUGCAAAUAUUGGUAAAGUCUCCAAGAAUUCAACUAGGCUCAAUUACGGCAGAUUUGCCAAAGUAUUUUUAGGGGUUGCUGGUUCAACCGCAAUUGCUACGUAUUUCUACAACAGCAACAACAACAACAACAACAAGAAUGGCAAUUCUUCUUCUAACAAGACAUUGAUGUCUUUGUUUGGUGGUACUGUUCCAAACAUGAAAUUGGCCAAGGUUCCAGAUGGAAAGACUCAAGAAGACUACCAAAAAGUCUACAAUGCUAUCGCUACUAAGAUAAGCGAAAAUUUGGAAUUUGAUCACAACGAUGGGUUCUACGGGGUUUUGGUUAGAUUAGCUUGGCACAAUUCUGGAACUUAUGACAAGUCCGACAACACUGGUGGUUCUUACGGGGGUACUAUGAUUUUCUCCCCAGAAGAGUUUGACCCUGAAAAUGCUGGUUUACAAAUUGGUCGUGCAUUCUUAGAGGAGUUUUUGGUUAGGUACCCAUGGAUUUCACGAGGCGACUUGUGGACCUUGGGUGGCGUUUGCGCCGUCCAAGAGUCUGGAGGUCCCUCCAUCAGUUGGAGUCCAGGAAGGGUGGAUCAAACGACCAACGUCCCACCCAAUGGUCGUCUUCCAGAUGCCUCUAAGGAUGCAGAAUAUGUCCGAAAGAUUUUUGACCGCCAGGGUUUCAACGAUAGGGAAAUCGUAGCUCUUCUUGGGGCACACGUCCUUGGCCGUUGUCACCGCCACUUCUCUGGUUAUGAUGGUGCAUGGGGUCCCUCUUUUAAUGCUUUUACUAACACCUUUUAUACCAUGUUGUUGGGUGAUUGGCAUGUUAAGAAAUGGGAUGGUAAGAAACAGUAUGAAGAUGAUGAAACCAACGAAUUUAUGAUGUUGCCAACUGAUAUGGCUUUGAAGGAAGAUUCCAACUUUUUGAAGUAUGUCAAGAUGUAUGCUGAGGAUCAAGAUUUAUUCUUUGAAGACUUUGCCAAGGCUUUCUCUAAAUUGCUUUCUAAUGGUAUUCAAUAUCCUGCUGGUACCAAACCAAUGAUCUUCAAGACAUUGGAUGAACAAGAUGAAUCUUAA